UAUGCUUCAUUUGGAAAUCAGAAGAGAUGCAGGGGGUGGUGUUGAUAUUCGAAGUCAAUCAACACAAAAAGACAAAUAAAUCAAACAAUUUUUAUUUAUAAAAUGCACAGUAUGUUAAAUUUUUACGCGUAAUCUCUUUUUUCGCACAAAUGAUCCUAAGAUCCUUGCUAGCUCAUCGACCCAGCAAAUAUAUAGUUGUAUUUCCCCAUUACAAAGAAAAAAAAAAAAAAAACUCACAUUUCCUACGGAUAAAAAAGGAAAAUAAAAUUAAUAAUAAUAAACGAAAAACCAAUUCCGAUUACCAGACUCAAAAGUCCCAGGGUUUUCUGGGCUCGGUUUGGAUGUGAAAUUUGUAGAAUUUGUUUGGAGGAAGUUUUGAUCUGGAGAAAAUAUUGGUGUAAAUGGUAGAACUAUUCACUACAAGAGUGGAAUUAUAGUUGAGCGUUGUGCGUUGCUAAGAAUGUAUAGGACUGCGGCUACAGCCGCCACCAUGACCCGAGGUGGAUCGCCAACCGACAAUGUGGAUUAUGUUGUCAGCUUGGAUCAAGUUCCGCGGUGGAGUGACUCGGAGUAUAGAUCGUCUUUGGAAUUCGGGAAUGAAGAUCCUUCAUUUUCUACUUCAUACUUCCCCGAUCCAUUGACAUCUUCAUCUGGGGCAGAGAGUAGUAGCAAUGACAUGGUCUCAAGGUUUCCCGUUGAUCAUGAAAUUAAUUCAAAGAUAUAUCUCUGGAGAGGGAAUCCGUGGAAUCUAGAAGUGGAUGCUGUUGUGAAUUCCACAAACGAGAGCUUGGAUGAAGCCCACAGCAGCCCUGGCUUGCAUGCUGCAGCUGGACCUGGUCUUGCAGAAGAAUGUGCUACAUUGGGUGGCUGUCGAACAGGGAUGGCUAAAGUUACAAAUGCAUACGACCUUCCUGCUAGGAGGGUUAUCCAUACUGUAGGUCCUAAGUAUGCAGUAAAGUACCAUACUGCUGCAGAAAAUGCUCUGAGCCACUGCUAUCGGUCUUGCCUCGAACUUCUUAUUGAAAAUGGAUUACAAAGCAUUGCAAUGGGCUGCAUAUAUACAGAGACUAAGAACUAUCCUCGUGAACCAGCUGCCCAUGUUGCUAUAAGGACUGUGCGGCGAUUUCUUGAAAAGCAGAAAGAUAAAAUCAAGGCUGUUGUUUUCUGUACUACUACCUCAUCUGACACUGAGAUAUAUAAAAGAUUGCUCCCGCUUUAUUUUCCUCGAGAUAAGCAUGAAGAGGAGAUUGCCUUUUCAAAACUACCUGCUGAUGUCGGAGAUGAAAAUGGAGAGACAAUUAUUGAUGAACGUAAAAUUAGGAUCAAGCCAUUGCCCAAAAAGACUAUUCCAAAGCCUACUGAGGCUCCAAUAGAUCUACCUGUCAGUGAUGUUAGCUUGGUUCGAAGAAACUCGUCAUAUUUGGAUACCUAUUUGGAUCCCGCCUUCAUGUCAUUAAUAAAAGACCCAGACCAAAGACGCAAGGAACAAUGGGAAAAAACUGCUCAAGCACGAAGUGGAUUCAAUUGCGCUAAACUGCUUGGAUUUGGUGACCUUGGUGGACCUCCAUUGUCUGCUGCUGAAGAAUACUCACUUCAUUCGCGAUAUCUUGCUAAGGCAAACUCUCUUAAUCUCUCUGAGAUUGCAGAGAUGAAAAUUGUUUACCGCGGUGGGGUUGACAGUGAAGGUAGACCUGUAAUGGUUGUCGUGGGAGCUCAUUUUCUGCUGCGAUGUCUUGAUCUGGAGCGAUUUGUGCUCUAUGUGAUUAAGGAAUUUGAGCCUUUGAUACAGAAGCCUUAUACUAUUGUAUACUUUCACUCGGCAGCAUCUUUACAGAUUCAGCCAGACCUUGGAUGGAUGAGAAGAUUACAACAAAUACUUGGACGGAAACACCAGCGUAAUCUGCAUGCAAUUUAUGUUCUCCAUCCAACCUUUGGACUUAAGGCUGCUGUAUUCGCAUUGCAAUUGUUUGUUGACAAUGUGGUAUGGAAGAAAGUAGUAUACGUUGAUCGGCUUCUUCAGCUUUUCAGAUAUGUUCCUCGGGAGCAGUUGACAAUUCCUGACUUUGUUUUCCAGCAUGAUUUAGAGGUGAACGGAGGUAAGGGUCUAAUUGUGGAUCCUAGGACAAAAUAUGUAUACCAUCGUCCAUAACGGCACUGAUAUGACACGAUGCUGUGCGAUAAGGCAGAUCCUUCAAUUGCGAUUGCUUCAUUGUUUUUUUCUUUGUGAUUAUUAUAUCUUGUAGAUGGAUUGGGGUUGAAUCGGUUUGUCAGUGUUGUAGAAUAAUGUUCUUUGUUCUUGAUGGUGUUUCUCUACCAGUCUCUGUCUAAAAAUCAAAGCGAUAUUCUUUCUACUUGUAUAAUCUUGGAUAAUAAUAAUAAUAAAUAUGCAAGGUUAAGUCUC
Messenger RNA from Morus notabilis, 2401 nucleotides. RefSeq names its product protein GDAP2 homolog. The transcript has 15 exons. The coding region runs from base 461 to 2149 and encodes 562 amino acids. Lineage: Eukaryota; Viridiplantae; Streptophyta; Magnoliopsida; Rosales; Moraceae. The record is from RefSeq and is a predicted model, not a curated record.